Messenger RNA from Gaeumannomyces tritici R3-111a-1, 3043 nucleotides. Its product is annotated as AGC/NDR protein kinase. Lineage: Eukaryota; Fungi; Ascomycota; Sordariomycetes; Magnaporthales; Magnaporthaceae. Gene Ontology annotation, molecular function: protein serine/threonine kinase activity; ATP binding. The record is from RefSeq and is a predicted model, not a curated record. The transcript is spliced from 4 exons. Gene Ontology annotation, biological process: intracellular signal transduction; peptidyl-serine phosphorylation. The coding region runs from base 723 to 2621 and encodes 632 amino acids.
UGUUUUUUUUUUUUUUUUGGGGGAUGGGUUUUUUUUUCUCUCACUUCCCCCGUUCGUCCUCGUGCUACUGUUUCACCCAAUCCCGCCAGUGCACACCUCCAUUGCCGCCUAGCCUGCUCUGUGUCGUGUGUCGCAUCGUGUCGUGUCGUGUCGUGUCGACCUCGCUGCGUUUGGCCAGAGCUGAUCGACGGCUGCAUUCGCUGCAGCGGCGCGAAAGACCGCAGGGCCAUUGAUCGACUGCAAAUUAGGCCCAGUAUUGAUUGAGCCCUCCGCAGGUACUCUAUAUGUUCGGCUGCCUGCCAUCUGGUCUGGCAUGCGUCUGGUGCUCUGGCGGAAGCUGAUCCAGAGCUAGUGUCGGCCCUAUUGGCCUCUCUCCCCUCCCUGGCUGCCAACAAUCCCACCCCUCCCCACAAGCCAAUAACCACCACAAAACAGCCUGACCGACAACAACACCCGCCUUCCCAACCCUCCCUUUGCCCCUCUACUACGCGCCCCCGGCCAGUCUGCCCGUUGACAGAUCGGCCGCCCUCGCCAAUCACUACUCCACCGAGCCGUUCAUUCCGCUCACAUUUUCCUUCCUUCUUUCUCACCAUCCUUCUCUGCCAGCGGCGGGGUUAGUUGCGACUUGGAUCUGGGCCACAAGCACUGCAGCCUUCGAAUCUCCUUUCUCAUCUCUCGCCCAGCUCCCUGUGAGGCCGACUCGGUGCCCACGACUCGGCGCGAUGGAUAACCAGGGCAACCGCCUGUACCUCAACUUUGCCAACACCGGCCCGUCCAACGACCGUGGUGCCUAUCCCACCACGCCCUCCACCUUCCCCCAGCCAGUCUUCCCUCCCUCGGGCCAGUCGCACAUCUCGUCGAGUCAGAGCCAGGGUGGUGCCCCGGCAGGCCAGCCCUACUCGACCGGCUACGCACCCUCGGGCUACUUCUCGCAGAACCAGUACCCGUCGCAGUAUCCCUCCCAGCCCCCGCAGGGCCAGCAGUCCAGCUCCGAAUACCAAGGCCGCUCUGGCACCCCGGGAACCAACGAUCCCAACACCGGCCUGGCCCACCAGUUCUCGCAGCAGAACCUGCGCACGCCCUACUCCUCCCGCGGCCCCUCUCCGGCACAGCGACCCCGGACUGCCGGCGCCCCCGGCCAGCCCCAGCCAUACCCUAGCUAUAUGAACGCGCCCAUGCCUGGCUCUGGCUCGCACCCGCCCAUGGAGUUCCAGCAGGCGCCGGAGCGCAAUCCGGACAAGUAUGGCCCGAACUCCAACAACAACCAGAAGAAGUGCGCCCAGCUUGCCGCCGACUUCUUCAAGGACAGCGUCCGCCGCGCCAGAGAGCGAAACCAAAGACAGAGCGAAAUGGAGGCCAAACUUUCCGAGCCGAACCAGUCGCAGUCUAGGAAAGAGCAGAUCUGGUCGACCGGAGGGCGCAAGGAGGGCUCGUACCUCCGAUUCCUCCGCACCAAGGACAAGCCGGAGAACUACAACACCAUCAAGAUCAUCGGCAAGGGCGCCUUCGGCGAGGUCAAGCUGGUGCAGAAGAGGGCCGACAACCGCGUCUACGCUAUGAAGUCGCUGAUCAAAACGGAAAUGUUCAAGAAGGACCAGCUCGCGCACGUGCGUGCCGAACGUGACAUCUUGGCCGAAUCAGACAGCCCCUGGGUCGUCAAACUCUACACCACAUUCCAGGACGCCAACUUCCUCUACAUGCUGAUGGAGUUCUUGCCUGGUGGUGAUCUCAUGACGAUGCUGAUCAAGUACGAGAUCUUUUCGGAGGAUAUUACUCGUUUCUAUAUUGCCGAAAUCGUGCUGGCCAUCGAGGCGGUCCACAAGCUGGGCUUCAUUCAUCGAGAUAUCAAGCCGGACAACAUCCUCCUCGAUAGGGGCGGGCACGUUAAGCUGACCGACUUUGGCCUGUCGACGGGCUUCCACAAGCUCCAUGACAACAACUACUACCAACAGCUGCUACAGGGCAAAUCCAACCGCUCCCGUGGCGAUCGCAACUCGAUAGCCAUCGACCAGAUCAACCUGACUGUUUCUAACCGAGCUCAGAUCAAUGACUGGAGGCGAUCGCGGCGGUUGAUGGCCUACUCCACCGUCGGAACUCCUGAUUAUAUUGCUCCCGAGAUCUUCACCGGACACGGCUACAGCUUUGACUGCGAUUGGUGGUCUCUGGGCACCAUCAUGUUCGAGUGCCUGGUCGGCUGGCCGCCAUUCUGCGCCGAGGACAGCCACGAUACGUACAGGAAGAUCGUCAACUGGAGACAGAGUCUGUACUUCCCGGACGACAUCCAGCUGGGCGCCGAAGCCGAGAAUCUGAUCCGGAGUAUGGUGUGCAACACGGAGAACCGUCUGGGACGAGGUGGCGCACACGAAAUCAAGAGCCACGCCUUCUUCCGGGGCGUCGAGUUCGACACGCUGCGGCGCAUCCGGGCGCCGUUCGAGCCGCGCCUCACGUCCAACAUCGACACGACCUACUUCCCGACCGACGAGAUCGACCAGACGGAUAAUGCCACGGUACUCCGCGCGCAGCAGAUGCAGGCUCAGGCCCGGGGCCAGGAGGAGACCCCCGAGAUGAGCCUGCCAUUCAUCGGCUACACCUUCAAGCGGUUCGAUAACAACUUCCGAUGAGCGUGCCUCGGCGGGGCUUGGUAAUUGCGUCUUUGCAAGGAAAUGGGGUCGUUCCCAAAGCGAGGGCGCCCUGGUUGUGGUUUUGGGGAAGCGCUAGAUCUAGAAGGCGAGAACAAAGCUGGGCACAAUAUUAUCAUGAAAUGCGCAGCGUCGGCACCCUGUUUCUGCCGCCGCACAGCCUUUUUGAGUUGGUCGCUUUCCGCAUUUACUGUAAUGUGGCAGAGAUUCGCCUUGGAAUAGAGGGUUGAUUCUAUGUGAAGGCAAGGCCCUGUGCAUGCGAACUGCUGAGCAGCUUUUAUAAGCAGGUGAUAUUGGUUUUUGUACAGUCAAAUAUGACAAAAAAUGGCAUUUGAGGCGUGGUCUUGUGGUAUCGUUAAUCUAGUUGUGUCUCAAGUCUCGAUGCGGACUUUACUCAAAAUGCC